GGGGUUACCACGGAGGAAAUGAAGCCUAGAGCGACAGACAACACGCUACCAGAGAUCUGAGAAUCCUAGAUCAGCGAUUCCUUUGUCUGCAGAUCAAAGGGCCUAGUUAUGUUUAGGUUUAUCCGUGAGCGGCUCACAACAGGAAACUGUAGCAGUCCGCUGCUUGGGAGAAGGGAUGGGGAAGCCUUGCUGGUCCUGACAAUAGAACAGCUCCCUUUUUUCGUGGCAAGGGGCCCCCAUCAUGCUUCUAGGCUUGAGAGUCUGAAUUCAUCUUUUUUGCAACUAAGGAAAUAGCCUCCUAGUCCCCUAACACCAGAAGUAGGCAUGCCCAAGGCUAAUUCUGUGCAUGGAUCUCUCGAGAGUUUGAGAGCAGAAGCACCGUGGUGAUUGGGCAGUGGAGAUUCCGUAUGCAGAUAUGGAGGAGGAGCCUCUAAUGGUUAAGGUGUCGGAAGGAGAGAAAAGGAAAUACUACUGCCAAGUACUAUUGCAACAAUAGAGUCAGGGUUCUCCCCCCGGCCCCAAUUAGUCUCCUAUGAGCCACUGUUCCUUUUCACGGCUGCAACCGAACCUGAAAAUUACUAGGCUUGCAGAGAAAGCAAUCGCUAGUCUAGGAUUGUUGGGUCUAUAGCAGAGUUUUGUCGCUCUAGGCUUUGGUAACGCCAUGGUAAACCCACCUUAUCCUUUGCAUUGAGAAGAUAGAGUGGAAAACCGAAGAUCGGAAGUGCCGAGAACUGCCGUAGCGAUAGAAUAAGAGUACCGCUGCAAUUGCUCUCACGGUCGGAGCAGGGCUUUCCCCCACCCAGCGUCCUUUGAAAAACUUAUGGGGGACUGCAACAUAGAUUUGCUGAGAGACAGAGAGAUGCGACUCAACGUCUAGGGUUUCUAUUUCUACCGGAAGUUCAAGCCUGUGUGUCACUCUAGGUUUUUUUAAUCUCUCUGGAGACUGGAACCGGAUUGAAGAUUUUCCAGGCCAAUAGAAACGGGUGCCACUUUAUUCACUGGUACCUCAAUGGUGAAAGUCUUCGGUGUAUUACAUUUUCUUGCAUGGGAGCAUGUAGCAAACUUUUAUCCUGGAAGUUCCAAAAAGGAAGGCGUGAAGAUGUGUUAGGACUGGACUCCCCUUCGCUUCAAGACAGUGGUUUUGAAUUACCUUUGCGAGAAACUGAUGUUUGAAAUCGGGAGAACUCUCUUUCACUGUCCCAAACUGCUCCUUCAGCCUUGAAGUUUAGGCAUAACACUGAACAGGGUUUAAAAAUGGGCAAGCAAAACCCAACAGGCCCCAAGGUCCAGAACAGAGCAGGGAAAGGUGGUUGUGGAUUCCAAGUGGAGUGGAGCAGAAAAUUCUGGGAAAGAACUUGGCAACUCCUGGAAGAAGACACUCGCUGCUCAGACGCGUUGUGCCAGCGCUUCAGACAGUUCUCCUACCAAGAGGCCGACGGCCCCCAAGAGGCUUACUGUCAACUCCGGGAGCUUUGCCACCAGUGGCUAAAACCAGAGAGACGCACUAAGGAGCAGAUCCUGGAAAUGCUAAUCCUGGAGCAGUUCCUGAGCAUCCUGCCCCAUGAAAUGCAGAGCUGGGUCAGGGAAUGUAACCCAGACACCUGUGCCCAAGUGGUGGCCCUGGCAGAAGGUUUCACAGUGAGCCAUUCAAAGGAUGAGAAGCAGCAAGAUCAGGGGCCUGUGACAUUUGACGAGGUGGCUGUGUAUUUCACUGAGGAGGAAUGGGCUUUGCUGAACCCAAGCCAGAGAACUCUUUACAGAGAAGUCAUGGCAGAGAACUGUAGGACUGUAGCCUCUCUAUCUGAGGUGGUGCAGCCAGGAAUAAAGAUGGAGGAACAGGACCCAGCUGCUCACAAACCCAGGGAGAGACCAGAGACUCCUGUUGUCCAAGUUGGAACCAGCAAGAAGCUUCUGACUGGAGUGGCUCUGCAACAGGUUGACCAAGAUCCAGCUGCUGGGUCACAACGGGAAUGGGAGGAUCAAUUCCUGAACUUCCUGAAAACAGUGGAGUCCCCUCUCUCAGGAUGGACAGUCCCUCAGUCCUCAUUGGAAUAUGAUGUGAUGGAAUUCCAGGCCACUUUGAAGGGUAUAGCUAAUGUCAGCCAGUGGCCUAUCAGUAAGGGUGUGAACCACACUCUACCAGGCCUUAGUGGUGAAGCCCACAGAUGCCUGGAUUCUGUUGUGAAAGUGAAAGAAGAUAUUUUUGAUGAGGAGACCAUCAGCAUGGAGAUGCAAGAGACACCAGAAGCGAAAGUAUCAGAGCCUUUGGAAGCCAUGGCUGCAAAUUUCCUCAUGUCAAACUCCAUGAAGAUACAGGUGUCCACAAAGACCACGCCAGAGGAUAAUGGGAAGGCCAGGCUUCUGGGAACCAGGAAUCUGUUGCCAGAACCUAAGGGGUCCUUCCAGCUGCAAAGAACUGAGCAAAGGGGAUCCAGUGGGAUGUGGCUGAAAAAAGCUGGAAGACGGUGUUUCCAGGACCCUGAAGAGACUUCUGGAAUGCAGCAGGAGGCAGACAGCUUCCAGAACAAUCCAGAGUGUCAACCCAACCUAGAAUUGCUUUGUAGGGAUGGUGCUGAUUGUUUCCAGGCAGAGACUUUCAACAAGGGUCUCUUGAGGCAUGGAAGAAAGACAGGGCAGGACUGUGAAAGAAGCCUCCCUGACCUUGUUAAGAAUAAAACAGAAGGGGGGAAAACAUACAACUGUUCAUAUUGUGGGGAGAGUUUUGGAGAGAGUUCAGACUUGGUUACCCAUGAGAGAACCCAUAUUGGAGAGAAAUUAUAUAAAUGCUCGCAGUGUGAGAAACAGUUCUCUCACCAUGAUGACCUCUUCAUGCACAAGAAGAGCCACCAUGAAAAGGCACCACAUCAAUGUGAUUUGGACUCUAGAAAGAGGAAUCAGUUGCCAGAAUUGAAGGAGACCUUUUGGAAGGAAAGAUCUGAGCAAAGAAAAAUAAGCCAGGACUGUGAAAGAAGCCUCCCUCAGAGUUUUGACCUUGUUGAGAACCAAACAGGAGGAGAAAAAACAUACAAAUGCUCAUAUUGUGGGGAGGGUUUUGGUGAGAGUUCAGACUUGGUUACCCAUGAGAGAUCCCACAUUGGAGAGAGCAUAUACAAAUGCUCACAGUGUGAGAAACGGUUCUCUCACCACACUAACUUAUUGGCACACAAGAAAAGCCACCAGGGUGAGAUGGCACAUCCAUGGGAUUUGGGUCCUGGCAAAUGCCUCCCACAGAGAAGUUCUUCAGUUACACAUCAGAAAGCCUGCUCCAGAGAGAAAAUGUUCCAGUGUUCCGAGUGCGGGGAAAGCUUCAAUGCCAGAUUGCAUCUUGCUAAGCACAAAACAACCCACAGGGGUAAGAAACCCUAUCAGUGCUCUGAAUGUGGCAAAAGAUACACACGGAUGUUGAACUUCAUCAAACACAAGAGAAUCCAUGUGGUAGAGGAACUUUCCACCAGCUUUCCACCAACAAGCACAAGCUCUUGUGUGGAAUCUUGAAGUAGAAGGACCAAACUGGACAUGAUGUGAGAGGUUCAUGAAGGGAAGAUCUUUGCCUUUUGCUCAAAGCAGCUGUGUGUGUGCAUGUGCAUGAUAUCAUUUGGGGAUGAGGGAGGUGGUUAAACCUUUCCCAAUUGACCCCCUGGAGCGGCUGUUAGCUGGAGAGAGGAAAACAUGCUGGCACAUGUUAGUGCCUAGGUUUCUUCAUGUGAUUACUAGAAUAGGAGGCACCUUCUACCCUAAUUUGGGAACUAUGCACACUCCCAAUAUUGAAUAAUCUGUGAGGGGAAAAUGAGGUUGGAGACUCAUUCCAUGAUCGUGUGGUAAGAAGUAGGUGGGUUAGAGGGCUCCCUCCUACCCAGCUACUGAAUGAGGUAGGAGGAAAAGCUUCUGACCCAGCUGCUGCUUACCACACAUAGAAGGAGCAUCUGGCCUUGGAUUUCCCCUUACAGAUGAUCAGAUAUCAGGAGUGCGCACAGCUCCUGGAUUAGGGUAAGUGAUGUUUCCUACCCUAGUAAUCAUUGUGCCUUGAUAUGUGUUUUGCUUUCCUGGCUAAUAGCAGCUUAGGAAGUGUGAUUUGCCUCAGGGAAUGUGCACAGGGGGAGGGUUGAGGAUUAACCCUCUCUCCCUUCCCAUACUGUGGCUCUGAUCCAAAUGGCACUCAGGUAUUCCAUGGGCCCACAGCUUUGACCCAUGGGCACAAUGGAAAGAAAACAGUGUUAGUUUUGUCAAGGUCUUUACUUUUUUCAUAUGUACUAGGCAAAACCUCAUGUAGAAAUCUGAUAGGCAAUACCAAUCAAUUUUUAAAAUAUUGAUUCCAUUCUUGUGCCAGGUGAAUGGCCAAUAAUUUGUAGCUGGUUUAGAAAUUGCUGAUGUAGAAGUUUGAAAUACUUGUUUCUAGUAAUACAUGCAAUAAACUGCAUUGCACUGGUGUUAGGGUAUCUCACAGUAUUCAGACUUAGGACAAUUCCAUUUUUCCACAGGAGUGGAAUAUUUGAGCAAUUGUCAGGUAUUGCUGGUGGAUUUUUAAAAAAUUACUUUGCAUUUAAAUCUAUUUUCAACUGUUGUUAAACUACCAAGAGUUGAAGGGUAAAAUUUAGAUAAAGUUUUACAUGAAGAAUAAAUUUGAAUAUAAAUUAUC
Messenger RNA from Hemicordylus capensis (graceful crag lizard), 4636 nucleotides. RefSeq names its product zinc finger protein 287-like. Gene Ontology annotation, molecular function: RNA polymerase II cis-regulatory region sequence-specific DNA binding; DNA-binding transcription factor activity, RNA polymerase II-specific. The transcript is spliced from 10 exons. Bases 1255 to 3495 code for a protein of 746 amino acids. The record is from RefSeq and is a predicted model, not a curated record. Gene Ontology annotation, biological process: regulation of transcription by RNA polymerase II. Lineage: Eukaryota; Metazoa; Chordata; Lepidosauria; Squamata; Cordylidae.